This is a messenger RNA of Mytilus trossulus (common blue mussel), 858 nucleotides long. RefSeq lists its product as uncharacterized. NCBI's taxonomy places the organism in Eukaryota, Metazoa, Mollusca, Bivalvia, Mytilida, Mytilidae. The transcript is spliced from 5 exons. Gene Ontology annotation, molecular function: calcium ion binding. Gene Ontology annotation, biological process: cell-matrix adhesion. The record is from RefSeq and is a predicted model, not a curated record. The coding region runs from base 149 to 751 and encodes 200 amino acids. Gene Ontology annotation, cellular component: extracellular region; lysosome.
UGAGUCAGAAAUGAGAUUGACCUUGGAAUGCUAAGGGGAAUUUCAAAAUAUGCAAGUGUUUUUCCUACCCAAGUACACUUCUACUUGAUAACUUUAUCAAAUCGGUUAUCAGUAAGAUAUCUAGUGAUAUUUUUACCUGCCUACCAAGAUGAAGUAUUGCGUUUUUCUUAUGUUAAUUCCGUUUUGUGUUGGAGCUGAUCCUUCAUGUUGUAUGCCAAGACAGGCAACUUACAGUAAAUUCACUGUGACAAGUCAGUUUGAUCAAACUCAAAAUGGAUUUCAGUCUUUUGAGAAAAAAGGCAAGGUUUACCUGGAUUUCGACAACAAACGACGAAUUGAUAUUGUCACAAAAACAGAAAAUGGACAGAGCCAUAGCAUUGUAGCAUACACAGACUAUAACAUUGGUAAGACGUACGAGGUUGUGGAUGGACAUUGCACUAUAAAAGAUGCCUUGUUGGUCAAUGGAUCAAUGCCAGCUAACUGUUUCCCAGGUCCAAAUGCUGGAAACUAUUACAUUGUGCGUGAGAACCUAGGCGGUACUCUGACGGAUGUUUGGAGAACGGAUCUUACGCAGUCACAUGGCUUUAUGGCGGUCAUGCAUGUGUCUGUCAAAGACUGCUUGCUUAUGACAGAAAUCGAUUACGGAACCAUUCAAGGAGUUAAAGUACAGAGUACUACCAUCUUAUCUGAUGCCGUGCCACGCAUUGAUAACCAGAAUGUCUUCCAAGUUCCCCGGGAAUGUCACCAAUAGUCAUAAAGGAAAAUAGAACAAUCGUCAUUGAAAUGAUUCGGUUGCAUUACCUACACAAUUGUUUUCUUCAUUAUAUAUAAAUGUCAGCAGCAAAUAUGAGUUGUUUU